UGUCAUGGCGGCAGAGCUCUCAGGGUGGAAGUCGCUGGGCUGCAGAGGCGCCGACAUGUUCUCACUUCUGGACCAAAACAAACCAUGAGAUGAGCGAUAAACCCUCUAAAAACUGACACACACCUGGAAGAGCGCGCCAUCAUGCAUCCGUUCGGCCGAGAGGAGCAGAGUUCUGUGCAGGACCUGUUUGUCUUUUACACUCGGUGUUUAAGGCAUGGCGAGUGGGAACUGGCUGCUGCUUGUGUUCGACAGCUCCGUCAGGCUGCAGGAGAUGUGCUGCAGCAUCCUGAUGACAUCAUGGCUGCAGUGAUCGCACAGCCGUAUCAACUUGUGUGGGAGACAAUGGGAACUCCUCACAGACUUGCUUGGUUCUGGCUGCAGGUGCUGGAGAAACACGCCAAAGACAAGGUGUCUCCCACAGUCCGGAGAGAACUGGCCUUCCUGCUGAUUUUAGAAGAACUUGGAGAGGAAGUGCCUCAUUCUGUUUUAAAGGAACUCCAUCAGGCCUUCCUGGAGUCCGAGCGUGUCGAACCCAAGGACUCUCCCUCUGUUACUCCCCUGAGUGAUGCUGCUCUCUCCUCCAUCCGCUCCCUCCUCUCUGAGCGUAGCCCACGUCUGACUCACGCCUUGAUUGGCUUCCUGAAACACACGAACGCAUCCAGUGUCUUCCUCCAGCAUCUCCUAGACCUCGUGAAGGAGAAGGAGGGCAAGAGGAGUCAGAGAUGGGCAGAGGAGGUGUGCAGUGCUCUGGCUCUUGCUCCGUGUACAGCAGCAGAGUUGGAGCAGCUGUGGGUGGGGCUAUGGCAGGCAAGGGAGGGGCUUCUAAGUGAGGAGAGGAUGAUGGGGUGUCUGCUCAGACCUCAGAGUCACACUCUUCUGAUGGGAUACUGUGCCACAGCUCUCCGGCUCAACAGGGCCAGACUGCUCCAAGAAGUAACAAACACACAAGUGGAUUUACCUGAAGCAGAGAGGCUCAUGCUUGGCCUGUGUUGUCAUGGUGACCGUCACACAGCUUGGAAAGCCAUUUACUUUGAGUGUUUGAGCAGUGGAAAGCACUUUCUGGAGCAAGUCCUGGUCACGGGGCUUGACCUAAUAAAAAAGGAGGAUUUUUCUAACCUUGAGGCAUUGCUUGGGGCGGAGUUUCAGCCACUGUCCCGCCUCCUUCUUUUGCUGGGAUGGAAACGCUGCCAGAGCCUUAAGUCGGCCCACGGGCUCCUCAGGAUUCUGCACCAGCAACGGGCCAAAGACGCUGUCCUCAGCGAGUUUGCAAACAUCCUGUCUUCUCAAUUAAGGGUGUUGGAGUGGUGUGCUGAAAACAACCGUGAGAUCUCCCAUGAGGCCUUGCUGUCUCAGCUGCACAACCUGGAUCAUCACUCUGCUCUUUAUGUGCUGCACUCACUCACUCCUCUUGCCAAGUAUGAAGAACACAGGGUGCUGGAGCUGCUUCAGGCCGCAGGAGACGCUUCGUCUGGAGACACUCAGAGCAGCUCCGUCCAGCGCAACAUCACCAUGUUCAGGGGCUUCUGUGCCAUGAAAUACGCCGUCUAUGCUGUGUGCGUGAACACGCGUAUCGGCUGCUCCAACUUCGGAUCAGUGCAUGUACCACAGAAGGAGCAGGCUGAAGGUGUGUACGGUCACUCGUCCCUGUUUCAGCAUUACCUGUCGGAGUGUCAGCUCUACCUGGAAGCAGUCCCUACAAUGUUUCGCCUGGAGCUCCUGGAAAACAUCUUCUCUCUACUUUUCCUGUGCUACUCUGACUUUAGUGUGCCAGUGCACUCCAGCACAGGGAGGGAAGAGAGCAGCAGCAGCGAUGACAAGAUCACAAAGGAGAACAGUGAAAGAGAAGAGAAGGCAGAGUGUGCUGCGAGUUUUAAGUCUGCCCAGACGACGGCGGCCUGCCGUGGCUUCAUGCUGGACACUGGUGCGAUGGAGGGAGUCCUGCGCCUUCUCAGAGAGGGACUGGAGGGGAUGUGUGCCCUCGGGAGAGCGCUGGAGGCCGAGGCGGAGCUUUUUGAGAGUCUGGGCUGCUCGGUUACAAUGGAGACAUUCAGCUCUCGGUUGCAGAGGCUCUCCAAACACACGGCAGAGGCUCAGUGGAGGCUGCAGGUUGUCAAAACCAAUCAGGGGACCGCAAGCAGUAGUGUAACUCUGCCCUACCUAGGCAUGAACUCGGUUACCUCACUGAGACGUAGUAGCAGCAGCAGCAGCGGUGUUUCUGGUGGCAGGAAGAAGAAGCGAUACAAUCGGCAUCGCCCUGAGCGACGCAAGCCCUCCGAACGCCGCCUGACCUCAGAACGUCAGAAUGGAGAGAUCAGCACCAGCACUUCAGAUGGCAGUGCUGGCACUGUGCCGGUGUGUGUGGAGUAUGAAAUGUGUGGGUGUGGAGGACCUCACAGCUGGCUUGUUCCCUCAAUGCUCUCCCCACCUGAGUCUCUCCUGAUCUCCUGCAUUCGCAGAGGAAACUAUGCAGAGGCUCAUCAGGUGAUGCUAAUGUUCGGGCUGGAGAACACACCAUGCUGUGGGGAGCUUUUCUUCAUGGAACGUUACCACGAGGUUCUGUCUGAACUCGCUCAGGUUGAGCAGAAGAUCGAGAGCCAGUCUCUUUCUUCACUCUCCUCUUCCACGGAGGGUCUGGGGUCAGUCGGGGUGACGGGACCGGGACGGAAUCGCGUGGGCAGCAGCAGCAGAUCCACUCUGCAGAGCAUCGGCCACGCAGCUGCAGCAGGCAUGGCAUUCUUCUCCAUCUCUGAUGUGGCCGAUCGUCUCCUGAGCUGUUCCUCUCGCCCUCUGGCCUGUCUCGAGGAGAACUACUGGCUUUCUCAUCCUCUCUCUGACCCCUCAGACCCCCUGCGCCCCCUGCUGGAGGAGCUGAGUCCGACCAGCAUGGCCGCUUUUGACCUUGCCUGCUGCCAGUGCCAGCUGUGGAAAAGCUCAAGACAGCUUCUGGAGACGGCUGAGAGAAGAUUGCAUGCCUCGCUGGAGGGUCGAGGCAUCAUCUUGUAUCCAGAUGCUCUUCAUUCUGAGGGUAUUCGAGGUUUCCCUAAAGUACUGCAGCAGAUCAGUAAAAUCCUUAACAGAACAUCGACCAGCAAAGGGCCACCCAAAUCAGACCGAGAGGAGGCUGGUGUUAUACCUCCGUUUGGCUGCAGUGCUCAGGAAGUUCUUCUCUGUACUCACUCGUCUCUCACUGAGGAAGUCAUAGCUAACCAGCUCACGCUCAUCCAACACCUUGAGGUCACAUUGCAGACUCUGACCUCGGCCAUCGACAUGGCUGGGGAGAGUCAGUCGGCCAGCUCAGUCCUGGCAUCUUUGCUGGAGCAGACGGGCCUGAAGCAGUCCGAGCUCGACUCCCAUCCUGUCCGAUCUGCUAUGAAACAGCUGCUGCGCUUGCUGGACCAGCUUAGCCCUUUCGAUCAGGAUGCUGCAGCCUGUAGGCCAGAUUACAUGCGCAGCUUCCUGGAUUAUAUCAACAUGCUGGCGUCAGUGGUGGUGCGCAGCCUGGGCUCUGAAGAUCAGAGUUCAGCAGUGAAAUUGGGCAACCCUCUGCUAGUGCUGCUGCAGUCGCCUCAACAGCUCCUCUCACACCUGCUCUUCGACAGGCAGGUCACACCUGACAGGUUAUUGUCUCUGCUGCAACAGGAGGGUCUACACGUAAACGUGCAGCAGGUCAUAGUGCAGCGCUGCUGUGAUCCGCUCCCUCUCUGGUUCCCGGCCUCCCUGAAAAGUGCAGGAGCAGAUGUAGGAGCUUUCUGCCCAUCUAGUAUCGCCUCGCUCCUCCAUCAGCAUGCUCAGGAGCAAACUCUGUCCUUUGACCUUUCUGAACCCCCAACGGUCUCUGAACCCAGCUCAGAAUCCGAGGCAUCUGUAGAAACCAGCCACUCUCCGAAUCUCUCCACCUCUCCUCCUUCUCCAGAUUCGUCUUUAUCCUCGUCCUCAUCUUCGUCAUCGUCAUCAUCAUCCUCCGCCUUGUCCUUCCUUCUCACGCCGUCUGCGCUGUCGUUUCUGAAAUCCCGCUCUCCGCUUGUCGCUGUCCUGGCAUUGCUCGGAGUGAGCCGGGUGGAGAUUGCUCGUGCGGCCUCAUCUGCAUGGCCGGGACUGCCCUCAUAUUUCCGAAGCGCUGCACGUAAAGAAGCUCCAUUGGACUUGGAGCAGAUCUCAAAAGAGGCUGAUGGUUUGCUUGCGUUCUUCCCUAUCCUCAAGGCCUUCCUAGAGGACAUGGCAUCGCCUGUGCUGGGGUUGUCUCCUGAGGUUGGGGAUAGUGUUGGAGCUGCUCUGAGCAGGAAGUGUGGCACAGUGGCUGUGCUCUUCUCUGGGUCUCAGGAUGGAACUUGUCAGGCGACGGUGGCUGAAGCUUUCCAGCAGGCCCUGAGCACCAGAGACAUAAACCGAGCUCUGGGCCUGCUGGACCUGUACGCACAGAACUGCAGCCAGAAGGGGGCGCUACGAGACAGACUGCUAGCCUGCACCACUUUGGAGGGAGAGUACGGUACAGAGCAGCUGUUUCGGGUGAAGGACUGGGAGCUGCGAGCCCGUGUGGCGCUGCAGGGUUUGGAGCAGUGGCCACUUGACAAGUGUCUGGAGCUGUUGCAGUUCUGCCUCAGUGACUCGAGUCCGGAUCACACACUCACCCCGCAGCUACGACAGAAGAAACACGAACUCGACAUGUACAACAGGAUGCUGAACCUACAGCCUCCAUUGGAGUGGCAGACGUGGCAGGAGUUGAAGGAGGAGUCGAGCAGAAACCCCGAGUCAAUGUUCUCUCUCUUGCUGCAGACACGGGAGUUUGAUUUGUGUGCUCAGUGGGUGCAGCUGUAUCCCGUAUCGGAGCAAUCUAAACUCCAGCUCCAGACUGAACAUCUGCUCCAUCUGCUGGACAGCGGCCGAACCGAGGAAGCCUUCCAGCUGCUCGAGAGACUCUCUGAUUCGCUGGAGGUUAGCGAGCGUGCACUCGAUCGGAGGCCCGGAUUGGCCGCCUGCCACUUCCUGUCUGAUUACCUCACACUACACUUUCAGAGCCGGAUGACCCCGGCACGAAGACGCCACAUACACGCCCUGCACCUGGGCUCUAAGGUGUUGCUGACUCUUCCAGAAGCCUCUCGGCAGGACUACUUCCAGUUGCUGGCGGAUCCUCUGCUCAUGCUGGAGCAGCUGCUGAUGAAUCUGAAGGUGGACUGGGUGUCAGUCGCCGUCUCGACGCUCCAGAACCUGUUGCCGGCUCAGGAAGCAGGAAUAACCACCCAGGACAUCGAUACGCUGCUGGCCGAGUACGCAAAGAAAGCCCUGGACUUCCCCUACGCCCCUCGAGAGAGGUCACGCAGCGAUUCUGUGAUCAGCUUGCAGGACGCACUGCUGCAGUGUCCCAUUCAGGAAAGUGCUCACUCUUCUCCCAGCCGCACACCACCUCCUUCAGCAGGCAGCACUCCCAUGCAUACUCCAUCAAGCUCUGCCCAAGACCAAGACAGAGGUUCGGGUGGGAAGAAGUCCCGCUCCUCGUCCAUGUUUACCCCUCCAGAAAAAACGCCAGAGCGUAAAGACUGGAUUCCUGACCACCAGAGGCACAUCUGCAUGGUCUGCCAGAGAGAACGAUUCACCAUGUUUAACCGGCGGCAUCACUGCAGGCGCUGCGGCCGACUGGUGUGUCACGCUUGCUCCAGCAGGAAGAUGGUGGUGGAGGGGAGUGAGGAGGCUGUCCGAGUGUGUGACCAGUGCUACAGCUUCUUCCACACAGCUUUGGAUGAAGAGCUGGAACAAGCAGAAGUAGCAGGCAGUCCAGUCUCGGGUGAGGCAGCGCUAGAAGGCGUCCUCAGUCUCCCGGAGGUUCCCCAGAGGCAGUUCAGACUCAGUCCCAACGCAGCGGAGAACCAGCAGAUAUACAGCGAAUUCUACUACGAACAGGCACCCAGUGCAUCCCUGUGUGUGUCCAUCCUCUCCCUUCAUAGUGACCACGCCGCCUGCGGUCACCAGCUGAUUGGUCACUGCUGCUCGAUCUCACACAAACUGACCAAUCCUGAGGUGGACGCUCGUCUCCUGACUGACAUCAUGCAGCAGCUCAUGUUCAGUGCUAAGCUGAUGUUUGUUAGAGCUGGACGCAGCCAGGACCUGGCUCUGUGUGACAGCUACAUCAGUAAGGUCGAUGUGCUAAAGAUCCUGGUCAGUGCUAAUUAUAAGUACAUCCCAUCUCUGGAGGACAUUUUGGAGACGACGGCAGUGACACGCCUGAGGAACCAGCUGCUCGAGGCUGAAUAUUAUCAGCUGGCUGUGGAGGUCUCCACAAAAAGUGGUCUGGACCCGAGCGGCGUGUGGCACGCAUGGGGCAUGGCGCUCCUGAAGGCCGGCUGUAUGCGGGCAGCCCGGGAGAAGUUCGCCCGCUGCCUGAAAGCUCCAGUGGACAGAAACCAGCUGAACCAAGGGACACGUCUGCUGCAGGAUAUCGUCCAACACCUGGAGUCUAGCAUCCGACUCACGUCGAGCACAACAGCAGAUGAUGACAUCAUGGCUUCCCUGAAUGAGCUAGAGGAGGCGCUGCGUGAUACGGCUACGCUGGACCGGAUGGAGAGCCGGGUGCAGCGCUCUGGACACCAUCAGGAGUGUGUGUACUAUCUGAUGAGCUACGGAACACACCUGAGCCUCAUCUCCUUUUACUUGCGCCACGAUUGCCUGAAAGAUGCUCUCACAUAUCUGCUCAGCAAGGAAUGUCCAGAGGAUGUGUUUCUGGAGGGCAUACUUCAGCCGUGUUUGGAACGAGGGCGACUGGGCGUCCUGCAGGGGCUCCUGGAGACCCUGGAUGCUACGCUGGAAAGCUGGGGGCGAUACCUGAUACCAGCGUGCCAAAUGCUCCAGCGCAAGGGUCAUUUCCACACCCUGUACCAGCUGCAGCAGUUCAUGAUGGACCACGUACGAGCAGCUAUGACGUGUAUCCGCUUCUUUUCCCACGAUGCUCACUCCUAUGUUGAGCUGGGCGAUCACCAGCGCUGGCUGAUCCGUGCCAAAGAGCACCUGAGGGCCUUCCUACAAGAGCAACAGAACCGCCGCAAAACCUUUUCCUCUUCGUCCUCUUCUUCUUCUUCCUUCAGGAAAAGAAUGAGCUCCAGCGAUGUCUCCAGACACAUGAACACCAUCAUGCUGCAGCUGGAGGUGACACGAUUUCUGCACCGAUGUGAAAGCUCCUCAUCCUCCUCUAGAACCGUGACAAGCCCCACCUCUACAGGAAACGGUGCCCCUCCCACUCUUUUUGGAGGAAGUGCGAUGAAGGUGGACGUGGCCUGCAGGGUGAUGCUAGGGGGUAAAAACAUUGAGGAGGGGUUCGGCAUUGCAUAUCGCGUCAUACAGGAUUUUCAGUUAGAUGCUCUGGCUGUGUACAUUCGUGUUGGUCAGAGGUUGGUGUGCCUGCGUGAGUACCAGGCUGUUCGCCAGCUGCUGAAGUGCGUUAGUGAGUCGGGCACUGCCACUAAACACGACUGCGACACCAUUGUGAUUAGCUGCAUCUCGGCCUCAGACAAAAACCCUGCUGAUGCCAGAGAGUUGGAGUGUCUGAUUUUAGAGUGCAAAUCCACAGAGAAUAAAAUAAAAGCGUACCUGAUGUGCAGUAAGCUAAGGGCGGCGUACCUCCUGGCGGUAAAGCUGGACCCUGUGAAGGCCUGUUUGCUCGUACAAGAUGUCCUCCAGGCUGCCGAAACCUCGAGCGACUCCAUCAUGCAAGAGAUCUGCCGUCAGUGGCUCUCAGAACACCAGGACCCGGCUUCACGGAAACGCCAUGGCAACAACAGGUAGCAUCGGAGGCAGAAAUUCUGAUGGACUGUAGCUUCAGAAGGCCGAUUUACGCUGACUGUUUGGGCGGUUUCGGAAUUGUGAAAUGCUGGAAGUGAAUGACCAACAUGCUUUUUUGAUGUCACAUGAUCAGGUCACGUGACUUUAAAGCCAAAUCCAUAACCAACCCCUAUUUGUGUGCCAUAGUUGCACAUGCCUACGCGAGAGGCAUACAGAUUUCUCUUUGGCAGCAUAGUAGGCACGUUACUGUUUAUUACAGAGAAAUAUAACGUACAAAAGCCAGUACUCAAGAAUCGUGGCAUUGAAUUACUUUAUCGAAAAACCACUCACACUUUUACUGCACUUUUUUCAUAUGAGUAGAUGAAGUGAACAGACCGGAAAAAUGUCUUACUCAAAAUUUUCCGUAUUACAGAUUCAAUCAGGCCAAGAAAGAGAAGCUAACACUUCUCAUCACACACACCUCUGAGAAAACAGUG
Messenger RNA from Clarias gariepinus (North African catfish), 8243 nucleotides. RefSeq names its product zinc finger, FYVE domain containing 26 (gene zfyve26). The transcript has 41 exons. Lineage: Eukaryota; Metazoa; Chordata; Actinopteri; Siluriformes; Clariidae. The coding region runs from base 142 to 7770 and encodes 2542 amino acids. Gene Ontology annotation, biological process: mitotic cytokinesis; double-strand break repair via homologous recombination; regulation of cytokinesis. The record is from RefSeq and is a predicted model, not a curated record. Gene Ontology annotation, cellular component: lysosomal membrane; centrosome; midbody. Gene Ontology annotation, molecular function: metal ion binding; phosphatidylinositol-3-phosphate binding.